Triticum dicoccoides is the source of this 691-nucleotide messenger RNA. Its product is annotated as linoleate 9S-lipoxygenase 1-like. Gene Ontology annotation, biological process: lipid oxidation. The record is from RefSeq and is a predicted model, not a curated record. Gene Ontology annotation, molecular function: metal ion binding; oxidoreductase activity, acting on single donors with incorporation of molecular oxygen, incorporation of two atoms of oxygen. Bases 1 to 474 code for a protein of 157 amino acids. Lineage: Eukaryota; Viridiplantae; Streptophyta; Magnoliopsida; Poales; Poaceae. The transcript has 2 exons.
AUGAAAGAUAAUAAGCGUUCCUACUCCCUCGAGGGGAGCCGCGGUUCUCAUGGAGUGACCCCAAACAAUGGCGACACUGACCCGGUGGUAUCCACUAUCCAGUCAGUACUCAGUAGAUGCACAACUGAUGAGCGGGCCUUCAUCCACACCAUCACGAGCCAGAUCCAGACCAUCAUCGGCAUCUCGCUGCUGGAGGUGCUGUCGAAGCACUCCUCCGACGAGCUCUACCUGGGGCAGCGCGACACGCCGGAGUGGACCUCCGACCCCAAGGCGCUGGAGGUGUUCAAGCGGUUCAGCGAGCGGCUGGUGGAGAUCGAGAGCAAGGUGGUGGGCAUGAACCACGACCCGCAGCUCUUGAACCGCAACGGCCCGGCUAAGUUUCCCUACAUGCUGCUCUACCCUAACACCUCCGACCACAAGGGUGCCGCCGCCGGCCUCACCGCCAAGGGCAUCCCCAACAGCAUCUCCAUCUGAGCAUGGUAAAUCGGAGCUUCGUCUCGUCUGACGCCAACCACAAGAGAUUCGUAUGAAUAUUUUUUUCUUUUUUCUUUUCCUCUCUAUACUUGAUUCACUCACUUAGAUGUGCAAUAACUAGAGCACAUCUAGAUGUGCCCUAGACACACCCAAUAAGAAAUAAAAGAAAAUCCCUCGUGAUUGCAAUUAAUCGUUCCUAAUCUCACGCAGAACCCCG